GCGAGGGGGCGUGUCGGGGGCCGCCGUGAUAACAGCGGGGGCCGCGUCGGGGCCGCGGGAGCAGACGGCGUGGGCGAAGGGCAUGAGCCAGGCCCCCCAGUCCUUGGCACCCUGAGGCAGCAGCAUGGGGUCCGGGGACCCCCGGAACCUCCUCCACACCCUCUGCAUCCUCUGGGUGCUGGCCGGGCGCCUGCCCCCCGGCACUGCCCAGUGGUUUUACCCCCUGGGCUCCGAGGACACCACCCCGGUGCCAGGCACCAGCCCCACGGCCCCCACGCUGCCCACCCUGGACGGGGAGGAAGAUGGAGACGUUGGCGAGGUGGAGCCCACCAGGAAGGUGCUGCUGAGCAAACCCCCGCUGCCGGCGGGCUCCAGGAGACGGGAGCCCCCCUCCAGGGGCGCAGCCAAGGGCCCGGGCCAUGCCCCAUCGCGUGCACGAGCCCAGCACAACCGCCCCACGGCCGCCCCGCAGAUCUUCGAGGGGAGCGCGGAGGAAGAGGAGUUCCUGCAGAUCAAGAGCACAGCGAAGGGACUGCCCCCGCAGGUGCCCCCGGCCCCCAAAAUGGACACAGCUCUCCAGAUUCACAACGGCUCCAGCUGCGUCUGCCCCGUGCGCCCCGGCCCUCCCGGCCCGAAGGGAGAGAAAGGUGACCGGGGGUCCCCAGGAGACAGAGGCCAGCCGGGGCUUUCUGGGGAGAGAGGGAAGACGGGCAGCCCAGGGCAGCCAGGUCACCAGGGGCCCCGGGGCCCCCCUGGUCCUCCGGGACCACCGGGGCCACCGGGACCACCAGGUGCUUGGGGAGCCAGGAGCCCUCCUGCCUCCGCUGCCCUCCCCAAGGGAUCAGAGAACGAGCUGGGAGCAUCCAGCCCCGCGGGGAACCCAGGACCCCCAGGACCCCCGGGGCUGCCCGGCCCACCGGGCCCCCCCGGCUACCCAGGACACGAAGGCUCCCCAGGGGUCCCAGGGCGGGAGGGGCAGCCGGGUCCCCCCGGUCCUCCGGGGGCUGUGGGACCACCAGGAUUUCCAGGGGCCGAAGGAGCUCCGGGGUCCCCAGGCUCAGCUGGGCCCGAUGGACCCCCGGGGGCACCGGGACUCCCAGGCCCACAAGGCCCCCCCGGGGUCCCCGGUCACGAGGGACCCCCCGGCUCCCCAGGACCCGCGGCGCUCCCUGGCAAACCAGGGCUCCGAGGGGAGCCAGGAUUCCCCGGAUUAAAGGGCGAGAAGGGCGAGCAUGGGCUGCCGGGCAUGCCGGGGAGCCCCGGUCGGACCGGGGAGACGGGCUCCCCGGGCAUGCCCGGUCCCAUGGGGCCACCAGGACCACCGGGGGACUACAGGUGCGAGUCGCGGCACGCAGGGCACCACGGAUCCGCCGGGCCGCCGGGCCCCAAGGGUGAAAAGGGAGACCCAGGAGAGCGGGGGUGCUGCUACGGCGAACACGGGUGCAAACCGGGCCACCUCCCCUUCCCCGGCACCGGCAGCCAGUCCAGCUCCUGGGUGCCCAUCAGUGGGUACCAAACGCACAGCAAAGAGGAGACGGAGGUUUAUGGAGCAAUCAUCCCCCACGGUCCUCGAGGUCCCCCUGGGAACCCCGGCCCCCCUGGCCCACCCGGCCCCCCAGGAGCCCCGGGUCUCCUCUACCUCAACAGGGUGUACCCCGUCCGCGCCCCACCACCCUGCAAGGAGCCGGCAGCGGCCGACGCAGGCUGGGCAGCAGAUGCUGACGCCUCUCGGACGGAGCCGCCGGAGCCCCGUGCUGACCUGCGGCGCCAGACGUGGGUCUUCAGGUCCAAGGAGCUGAUGCUGAAGUCGGGCAGCGCCGUCCCCGAAGGGAGCCUGGUCUACGUGCGAGAAGGGAGCAGCGCCUUCCUGCGCACCCCCAGGGGCUGGAGCAGGCUCCUGCUGGAGGACUCGGAGUCGCUCUUUGCCGGUGACGACCCCUCUGCCUCCACGCCGCAGUACCAGGAGGCGAAGCGGGCACAGACACGGGGUCCCAACACGGAGCCCCCCGCGGGAGCCCAGACAGACUCGCUGGUCCCAAAGGAGGAGGGACCGGGGCUGCCCAGGAUCCUGCCCACAACCGUCGCCCCCAGGAUGCCUUCUCUCCGCCUGGUGGCCCUGAACGUGCCCCUGUCCGGGGACAUGAGCGGCAUCCGUGGCGCCGACCUGCAGUGCUACCGGCAGUCGCAGGAGGCUCGGCUCUACGGCACUUUCCGGGCUUUCCUCUCAGCCCCCACGCAGGACCUGGCCUCCAUCGUCAAGAGGACGGACAGGGCCCUCCCCGUGGUCAACCUGAAGGGCCAGCUGCUGGCCAGGUCCUGGAGCUCCCUCUUUGAGGGCCCGGCCGGAGCGGCCCCCCGGGGCCCCAUCUACAGCUUCAACGGCCGCAACGUCCUGAGCGAUGCCCUCUGGCCCCGCAGGCUGGCAUGGCACGGAUCCACGGCCCGGGGCAGCCAAGCCCGCAAGCGGGACUGCCAGGGAUGGCGAAGCUCCGGCCCCGGGGAGGGCUUGGCGGCCCCGCUGGGCGAGGGCAAGUUGCUGGCGGGGCAGCGGCACAACUGCUCCGAGGAGCUGGUGGUGCUGUGCGUGGAGGUGGCCUUCCCCUACCGCCACAUGUGGUGACGGCCACGCGGUGGUGGCAGCGCCCCGGGGAGAGAACCGCAGCGUCGGGGCUGUGUGAGGAGUGGGAGGACGUCGUCCCCAUGCCAGGCACUGGGAGCACUGGGAGGAUGUCGUCGUCCUCAUCCCGGGCACUGGGAGCACUGGGAGGACAUCGUCGUCCCCAUCCCGGGCUGUGCUUGGCCCCCAGGCUGUGCUCGGCCACCUCCAUUACCUCGAGUGAUGCUAAUGCUGCGUCUUCCCCAGAAAUAAAGAUGUGGAGAAGUUGGUGUUUUGGA
This is a messenger RNA of Oxyura jamaicensis (ruddy duck), 2895 nucleotides long. Its product is annotated as collagen alpha-1(III) chain-like. Bases 125 to 2620 code for a protein of 831 amino acids. NCBI's taxonomy places the organism in Eukaryota, Metazoa, Chordata, Aves, Anseriformes, Anatidae. The record is from RefSeq and is a predicted model, not a curated record. The transcript has 24 exons.